GAGAUCGACCAGAGGAUCACCAAGAGCUCCAGGGUGGUCCCAGAGGUCCAGCCGUUCUGGAGGACUCGGUGGGAGGCCUUCCAGGGCUACAAGUUCAUGGUGCCGGAGGACCCAUGGAGUUCGCCGCCGCCCCGAAGCUGGUUCGAGCAGGCCAGGCGGUCAAGUUCUCGGAGUCGGAUGCUUCACAGGAGAGCACGACGCGAGCAUCACGAUCUGCGUUCACCAGACGCUGACGCUCGAGAGGCUCAGGGCGCUCAAGCGCGACCACAUCCGUUGGGUCGCUGCGGGCUACAAACAGAGUCUCAUCGCGCACGCCGACAACUAUCCCGAACGCACUUAUCGGCAGCGCAAGAAGCGCAUGAACCUCACCGGCGACAUCGCUGCAUGGAGUUUAUGGGAAAUCCAUUUGACCACGAGACACGAAAAACUUGUUUGUGUUGUUGCCCGCCGACAGUUCUUGCCGCCUCUGUGCAACACCGCGCAGGACAUUGGAAUCAUAGUGCGAUGUCCUGCCAAUGACAAUGCGAAUGGGCCAUUUUUGGCUCACAGAGCCCACCUUCUGGCUGACUCGUUAUGCCCAGACGCAGCGGGCUUCCAGAUAUCCUUGGCGGAUACACCGACAUUGUCCGCGCCAAGCUGGACGCACUCCGCUACGACGAGGGGGGCAUGGAGUGGAUCGAGGCGCAGCUCAGGAAGCCCCCCUCGCACAAGAGGCCCGACGAGCAGGUAA
Molecule: messenger RNA, 730 nt
Organism: Prorocentrum cordatum
Lineage: Eukaryota; Dinophyceae; Prorocentrales; Prorocentraceae
Source: the annotation of a GenBank genome assembly